Molecule: messenger RNA, 1217 nt
Organism: Ziziphus jujuba (common jujube)
Lineage: Eukaryota; Viridiplantae; Streptophyta; Magnoliopsida; Rosales; Rhamnaceae
Product: mannose-P-dolichol utilization defect 1 protein homolog 2
Exons: 8
Coding region: 163-870 (235 amino acids)
Source: RefSeq, a predicted model, not a curated record
AACAAAUGAGGAAAGGGUUCGAGAGUUAAGAGUGUUUCGUUGUUAAGUAACAAGCCUAUGAUCUGACUACUGGGCAGCUAAUAGUAUUAAAAAGUACGCAAAUCCGAUAUUGUGUUUCCAGACUGAGUCAGUGGCGGAGGUUUGGGAUUCAUACCGGCAGAAAUGGAGUACCUUGGAAUCGAUCUCAGCUGUGCGUUGGGAUCUCUCCGUCACGGCCAAUUCCCUGAAAAAGACUGCUUGCUUCCCCUGAUUUCCAAGCUUCUCGGCUAUGCCAUUGUUGCCGCUUCCACCACCGUCAAACUCCCUCAGAUAUUAAAGAUUUUAAAGCAUAGAAGUGUUAGAGGCCUUAGUGUUGUAUCUUUUGAGCUUGAGGUAGUUGGUUACACCAUUGCUCUUGCCUAUUGUCUCAAAAAAGGACUUCCCUUCUCAGCUUAUGGGGAACUAGCCUUUCUUCUGAUCCAAGGAAUUAUUUUAGUUUCUAUAAUUUACUAUUUCUCUCAACCUGUGGGUAUAACAACAUGGAUGAGAGCCUUACUAUAUUGUGCUGUUGCACCAACCAUCCUAGCUGGCCAAAUUGAUCCUAUUCUCUUUGAAGCUCUCUAUGCUUCCCAACAUGCAAUUUUUCUUAUUGCCAGGAUCCCUCAAAUAUGGGAGAACUUUUCUAACAAAAGUACAGGGGAGCUCAGCUUCUUAACAUGUUUAAUGAAUUUCGCUGGCUCUAUGGUUAGAGUAUUCACCAGCAUCCAGGAAAAAGCACCAACAAGUGUUCUGCUGGGCUCGUGUAUUGGUAUUGCAACAAAUGGUACCAUUCUGAGUCAGAUAAUUAUAUAUAGAAAGCCACAUUCUGGAAAAGACAAGAAAACAAAGUAGACAACUAUGAAAGUUUAUGCUAACUUUGCUUCUGUUGAAGGUUGCCACCAUUCCGGCAAGUGAGCUAGCUAACCUUUUAAUGUCUAUGAAUGUUCAUGGAGGUAUUUUACUUUUUGUACUACUUUUCAAGCUUAGCUUUGUCCAAAAUUUAACAGGUCUUGCAAUUGAGCAACUGUUGGUAGUCGUAUUUGUAUAAUGGAUUUUUUUUUUUUUUUUUUUUAAUAUGAAAUAUAUUUGUAGAAUGGAGUUGGUUAUUCAUAUAUCUUCCUUUGCUUUUUAGCAGACGGGAUGGUAUUGCUAUAGGGUUUAAGUUUAAUCAAAGUUAUAGCAGAUUGCUUUUCUUCUCA